Messenger RNA from Penicillium vulpinum, 684 nucleotides. RefSeq lists its product as uncharacterized. The record is from RefSeq and is a predicted model, not a curated record. The transcript has a single exon. The coding region runs from base 1 to 684 and encodes 227 amino acids. NCBI's taxonomy places the organism in Eukaryota, Fungi, Ascomycota, Eurotiomycetes, Eurotiales, Aspergillaceae.
AUGUGUCAUUCAGUUACCUGGUAUUUUGCCAUGUGCCAGCACCCAGACCCGGGGUCAACUUCCCUGAUUGCGUGCAACAAAUCCUUCAAGCAGGGUUAUGAGUGCACCGGAGAGCACCGAACUGUAACACCUUUCCCACUUGAAGGAAGUUGCCUGCAAUGCAGAUUUGAUCAACUGAUACGACGCCUGUCUAUUUUCCGCGAAUUGCGGAGACAGCGUCGUUGGUCUGAAAUAUGCGAUGCACUCCAAUAUAGCGACGAAGAUGACAGUAGUAUCGACGGAAGCGAGGCUGAGGAACCUGAUAUGGAAACACAGGUCUCCCAGUCUCCCAGCUUGACUAGUAGGGCUGAGAACCGGGAGACCCGUGCAUCGUUCCACCCGGGUCCGACACGCAUCCCAGUCCUAGUGCAACCGUCGUCGUCUCACUUACCUAGUGCCGCUUUGGUUGAAUAUGCUGAUGAUAGCGCAGAUAAUGAAGACGAGCGUGAAUCCGAGCCUUUGCAGGAACCUCAGCCGCAGACGAGCCGGGCCUGGUGCUCUAGGAUUCCUCGUCCUACUAGGUUGGUGCGCAACCAGCAGCAUCGUACAUAUCUGGCAUUUAUCGCUGAUGAUAAUAUGUUGGACAUAGAGCCUUUGAUCGGCACUUCUAAACAAAAGGAAAAUCCCCGGACUUGGCGUUCCUGA